Molecule: messenger RNA, 2012 nt
Organism: Lolium perenne
Lineage: Eukaryota; Viridiplantae; Streptophyta; Magnoliopsida; Poales; Poaceae
Product: protein DETOXIFICATION 16
Biological process (GO): xenobiotic detoxification by transmembrane export across the plasma membrane
Cellular component (GO): membrane
Molecular function (GO): xenobiotic transmembrane transporter activity; antiporter activity
Source: RefSeq, a predicted model, not a curated record
UGGAGCCCGCUCGUCGGCGUGGUGGCCCAACCCAUUACGACAGCACUCCAUUAUCCACGUAGCCGCCUUCCUCUCGCGCGGUGGCCGCUAUCUUGGGCCUUUGGCCGAGGAGGAUUUCUUCUCGCGCUUCGUCCCCAGAGCCGACCAACCCGCCGCCGCACUGCCGCAGUGCUCUUCCGCCCAUGCGAUCUUCAGCGCUGGCCCCCGACGCGCCCUCGAAUACAAGGGAGAGGUUUCAAGCAUGGUACCAAGCAACAUGGAGGAGCCCCUUGUUGGGAGAAACAUUGAGAAGACAGGAGGGCCAAAAGAGAGCCGUGUGGUGACUGAGGUCAAGAAGCAGCUGUACCUUGCCGGGCCUCUCAUCGCCGGAUGCCUCCUGCAGAACGUCGUCCAGAUGAUAUCAGUCAUGUUUGUCGGUCAUCUCAGUGAGCUCGCUCUCUCGAGUGCCUCCAUCGCCACCUCCUUUGCCGGUGUCACUGGCUUCAGCUUGUUGGCUGGCAUGGCAAGCAGCUUGGACACACUCUGUGGGCAAGCCUUCGGGGCAAAACAGUACCAUCUUCUCGGCAUCUACAAGCAGAGGGCUGUACUUGUGCUUACUAUGGUGAGCGCUGUGGUCGCGAUAGUCUGGUCGUACACCGGGCAGAUACUUCUGCUCGUCGGCCAGGACCCGGAGAUUGCUAUGGGGGCAGGGAGCUACAUCCGGUGGUUGAUUCCAGCUCUAUUUGUUUACGGACUUCUGCAGUGCCAUGUCCGGUUCCUGCAGACGCAAAACAUAGUUCUCCCGGUGAUGAUGAGCUCAGGUGUCACAGCGCUGAACCAUGUCCUUGUGUGCUGGUUGUUGGUGUACAAGCUUGGGAUGGGCAAUAAGGGUGCUGCCUUGGCCAAUGCCAUCUCUUACCUGGCCAAUGUGUCCAUCUUGGCUAUCUAUAUCAGGGUCUCUCCAACCUGUAAGAACACCUGGAUAGGGGUCUCAAAGGAGGCGUUCCGUGACCUUUUUAGCUUCAUGAGGCUUGCCGUUCCAUCUGCUCUUAUGGUUUGCUUGGAGUGGUGGUCAUUUGAGCUCCUGGUACUUCUCUCUGGACUUCUCCCGAAUCCUAAGCUCGAAGCGUCAGUAUUGUCCAUCUGCCUAAACACCAGUUCGUUAAUAUUCAUGAUCCCUUUCGGGCUUGGGGCAGCCAUAAGCACCCGUGUUUCAAACGAGCUUGGUGCUGGGCGGCCGCAAGCUGCCCGUCUGGCUACUCGUGUGACCAUGGCUAUGGGUCUUGUGACGGGUGUAUCAUUAGGACUUCUUAUGAUUUUGGUGCGCAAUGUAUGGGGGUACUCUUACAGCAAUGAGAAGGAAGUUGUGGAAUACAUUUCCAGAAUGAUGCCAAUUCUGGGCAUUGCAUUUGUUUUCGAUGAUCUGCAAUGUGUCCUUUCAGGUGUUGUUAGGGGUUGUGGUUUGCAAAAGAUUGGUGCUUGUGUCAAUCUCAGUGCAUAUUACCUUGUCGGAGUUCCAGCAGCAUUAUGCUUUGCCUUUUUCUACCAUUUUGGCGGAACGGGACUUUGGUUCGGAAUAAUGUGUGGACUCGUCGUGCAGAUGCUGCUGCUACUGUCCAUCACCAUGUACACCGACUGGGAGAAAGAAGCUUCGAAGGCAAAGGACAGAGUUUUCAGUUCUUCCCUGCCUAUAGACAUGGCCACAUGAACAUGCGAGAUGCAUCUUUGACAGAACACGGUGCAAGGAAAGAAAUGGAACUCACGAAGAAUUUGUCGCGGAGAAAACUGCUUCGUCUCAAUGCCACCAGCAUGUCACUUCCUUCAGAGACAGCCGAAGAAUGAUCUGAAUUUGUGAUUUUUUGUCGAUGGCGUGGGAUAAGAUAUUUUGAAAGCAAAGGCAUGGCGCUUGAUAUUACAAGGCCAUAAGGGAAUAAAGAGUUUUGUUGAGUAGAGGAAAACGUAGUAUGGACAUGACAUUUCUUUUGAGAAUUUAGUAGACUAUUUUAUUGAUUAUAAAAUCAGACUUUUCUUCU